Molecule: messenger RNA, 746 nt
Organism: Desarmillaria tabescens
Lineage: Eukaryota; Fungi; Basidiomycota; Agaricomycetes; Agaricales; Physalacriaceae
Exons: 1
Coding region: 205-708 (167 amino acids)
Source: RefSeq, a predicted model, not a curated record
GCCUGUGCAGUGGUUACGUCCGCAGAUGGGGUCCUUUCCGAAGGAUCUCACCUGUGCAGUGGUACUCGGUUGUUAUGUCUGCUGGUGGUGUCCUUCGCGAAGGAUCCUGUGUUCAUUGAUUUGGCUCACAAUUGGCUUCCAGGCGAUAUCGAGAGGAUUAUAACUGAUGUUGAGCAAUCCUGCCUCUCAGACAUUUCCUCGUUCAUGGCGACAUCCUCCAAGGCCCUCUUGCUACGUCAUCGACCUCAUCCCCCUGCCCAUGCACAUCCUGAAAUGCUGCAGAAAUCAGCUGUGGCAAGUUUUCGUUCUUAUCUCAAUGUUCCCAUUCCUGCCCAUCGAAAAGCGCUAGUGCGCCUGUUGACGUCUUCUCAUACACUUGCCGUCGAGGUCCUCCGAUGGGCGGAACGAAGGCGUCCUCCCGUUCCCCGCUGUCAGCGUUUGUGCCGUCUUUGUGGUUCAGAGGUCGAGGAUGAGGCACAUGUUUUGCUGUACUGCGACGGAACUAGCGACUUACAGGAUUUAUUCUUUCACAACAUUUUCGCGCUGGCAAGUCCUCCCCUUGCAGCUGCGCUGAAGUCCGCAUCAUUUGGACUCCAUGUUCUCCAUAUCCUUCUGGAUAGUGACGAUAGUCGAGUCCUUAUUUCUUUUGCCAAGUACGUUUUUGACGUGUUCCGAGUUAUCAACCGUACACCACUGUAUCAUCCAUAAAUACUCGAAUUCUGUAAAAUUCCGUGUUUCGUUUCUCC